AUGCCGCCCUCGAAGCCGCUGCCCUGCAGCGAUGAGUUUGCGACGCCCGAGGCCUACGUCGCGGAGCUGCUCGCCUUCACCUCGACGAGCGACACGUGGCAGAUUCUGUGCGGCGCCGUGCACGUCGUCGACUUCUUCAUCACCGAGCCGGGUCUCUUUUACGCGACGCUGCCGGCCGAGUGGCACGCCUUCCUGCUCUCGCAAGACGUGAUGGCGCUGCUCGACUUCUUCGUCCGCGACGACCCCGACACGGCCACCUUUGCCGACGGGCAGACGCCGCCGGCAAGCCUCGUCGCCUACAUCAAGACGAUUCGGCGGCUGGCGCUGCGGCGCGAGGUCACGCCGGCGGCGGCCGCGGGGGACGAGGCACUGCCGCCGCUCACGCGCACCGUGUCGGUGGGCAUGAGCCCGAAAAAGGUGCACGAGGUCAAGCGCUUCGCCGACUACGUGACGCGGCUGUCGUCGGACGUGUGCGGCGGGGGCGCUGACGGCGAGGAGGUGACGCGGCUGUCGUCGGACGUGUGCGGCGGGGGCGCUGACGGCGAGGAGGUGACGCACUUUGUCGACUUUGGCAGCGGCCAAAACUACCUGGGCCGGGCGCUGGCGAGCGAGCCGUACAACCGGCGCGUCGUGGCCGUCGAGGGCCGGCAGCGAAACGUCGACGCGGCCAAGAGCUACGACACGCAGUCCGGGCUGGCGCGCAAGCCGACGGUCCGGCGCAACAAGAAGGUGUGGAACGAGAUCCUCGCGGUGGCGGGCCCGCACAAGAGCGACCCGGCGGCGCUGGCGGCCGCCGUCCGGCAAGUGGCGGGCGACGACGGGGACAACUUCCGCAAGAUUGGCAGCGACGAGCUGUCAUACACGGCCGAGGCGCCGCUGCAGUACGUUUCCGGGCGGCUCGACAACGGGGACCUGUCCGAGGUGAUUGCGCAGAUUGACGGCGGCGAGGAGGAGAAGCGCCGGCUCAAGCUCAUGGCCAUGUCCAUCCACUCGUGCGGCAACCUGUCGCACUACGGCAUCCGCUCGCUCGUGCUCAACCCGGAGAUCCACGCCGUCGCCAUUGUCGGGUGCUGCUACAACCUGGUGACGGAGAAGCUCGGGCCGCCGACGCACAAGCACGGCCACCAUCUGCGGCCGACGCUGCAGGCCGUCAACGGGCGCGUCGUGCACGAGUCGGCGCGGCACGACCCGCAGGGCUUCCCGAUGAGCGCGCGGCUGUCGACGUACGGCGGGCACGGGGUGCGGGCCAACAUCACGGCGCGGAUGAUGGCGUGCCAGGCGCCGCAGAACUGGACGGCCUCUGACAGCGCGCUCUUCUUCACGCGGCACUUUUACCGGGCGGUGCUGCAAAAGAUUUUUCUGGACCGCGGGGCGGUGCACGAGGUGCUCUUCGACCCGGGCGCGGACCCGGGCGCGGACCCGGCCACGCUCGGCCCGUUGCAGAAGAGCACGUCGCCGCUCGCGAUUGGCACGCUGCCGAAGCGGAGCUACCACGGCGGGCUGCCGGCGUACGUGCGCGCGGCGGUGACGAAGCUGACGACGAGCAGCGAGUACAAGAAGCACGCGCAGGUGAUGCGGGACACCAUGGCGGACAUGAGCGACGAGGACGUCGAGGCGUACUUGGCGCGGUUCGAGCCGCGCAAGAAGGAGCUGUGCAUCGUGUGGAGCCUCAUGGCGUACAGCGCGACGCUGGUCGAGGCGCUGAUGGUGACGGAUCGCUGGCUCUGGCUCACGGAGCAGGACGAGGUCAGGCAGGCAUGGGUCGAGACGGUGUUUGACUUUGGGCAGAGUCCGCGCAACCUGGUGGUUGUGGGCGUGAAGAAGGAUGGUACAGAGACGGAGGGCAAGUAG
Cordyceps militaris CM01 is the source of this 1851-nucleotide messenger RNA. RefSeq lists its product as uncharacterized. The coding region runs from base 1 to 1851 and encodes 616 amino acids. The transcript has a single exon. NCBI's taxonomy places the organism in Eukaryota, Fungi, Ascomycota, Sordariomycetes, Hypocreales, Cordycipitaceae. The record is from RefSeq and is a predicted model, not a curated record.